UUUCUAAUAGUUUAGUUUGAGCUGAGCUGAUAUAAGGAAAGAUGGCGCGGCUUAGGGGCCGUGCCACGUCUUAUUACGUGACAGAAACGCUAUUAAAGCCUGUAACCUCUUUCCUAUGUGUUGUUGUUUCGUUUCUUUGUGUUUUUCCUGUCAUUGCAGACGCCGGUCUGUACAGCUCGUCGGAUCAGAUUGUUGUUUUAUCUCCGGAUAAUGUGGAUUCUGUGCUGUUUUCCUCCAGCGCGGCUCUGCUGGUGGAGUUUUACGCGACGUGGUGCGGACACUGUGUCGCUUUCUCAACCGUUUGGAAAAGCCUUGCCAGGGAUAUCAAAGAAUGGAAGCCUGCUGUGGAUCUGGCUGCGAUUGAUUGUGCCGAUGAAAAAAACAGACCAGUUUGUAUCAGAUUUGGAAUUACCGGAUAUCCCACUCUAAAGUUCUUCCCUGCUUACUCGGGCAAUACGACCCGAGGGCAAGAGUUCCAAGGAUUCCAAAGGGACGUGAGAGGACUUCGGCACCAGAUUAUCGAGAAAUUGGAAACGCGUGACCAGAUGUGGCCACCUGCUUGUCCACCUUUAGAGGCAGCAAGUGAGGCAGAGAUAGACAGCUUCUUUCAGACCAACAGUGUCAAACAUCUGGCUCUUGUGUUUGAGAAAAUAAAGUCUUAUGUGGGAAGAGAGGUGACGUUGGACUUAUUGCAGUAUGAGAACAUAGCUGUGCGAAGGGUUUUGGACACGGAGACAAGUCUGGUGUCCAGGUUUAAUGUGACUGAUUUUCCUUCCUGUUACUUGUACAACUCGUCUGGAAACAUCUCUAGACUAAAAGUGCUCAAUGAAGCACGUGUGUUCUACUCGUAUGCCCUCCAGAGGCUGCCGGGAGUUGUGAGGACGGGCAAAGUGAAAACUCCCAUCGUUGAUCUCAUCAAGAACUCAACCAAAGAGGAGUGGAGGCCGUUUAACAAGACACGUGUUUAUAUGUCUGAUCUGGAAUCAGCUCUCCACUAUUCUCUGCGCGUAGAGCUGGCUGCUCACAUCCACAUUACUGGAGCUCAUCUGACUGCUCUUAAAAAGUACAUCUAUGUGCUGGCUAAGUAUUUCCCAGGUCGUCCAUCUGUAAAGAGUGCAUUGAAGGCUGUGGACAGCUGGUUACAAGAACACAAGGGCACAGACAUCAAAUACAGCGAUUUUAGAGAUGUGCUGGACAGUGUUGUACAGACGAGUGACGCUGUGUUGCCAGAAGAAGUGCGAUGGGUGGGCUGCCAGGGGUCUCAGGCCCGUUACCGUGGUUACCCCUGCUCUGUGUGGAACCUGUUCCAUGUCCUCACAGUGCAGGCUAAAGAAAUUGAUGAUUCAGACCCGCUGGAGGUGUUGCAGGCAAUGAGAGGGUACAUCAAAAGUUUUUUCGGCUGCAGGACGUGCGCGACUCACUUUGAGAGUAUGGCUCAGGAGAACAUGAAUAAGGUGACCUCACUAUCUGCUGCCGUCCUCUGGCUGUGGUUUCAACACAACCGUGUCAACAACCGCUUGGCAGGAGAUCUUAGCGAAGACCCACAUUUCCCCAAGAUUCAGUGGCCGCCUCCAGAGUUGUGUCCCAAAUGUCACAGUGUGAAGUGGACCGGCGAGCACAGCUGGAAGCAGGAGGAGGUGUCUGCUUUCCUCCAAAACUACUUUUCCUCCGAUCGCAUCCUAUCGGACUACAUGCAGGACGAGACCCAAGCUCUCAUCCAUCAGAGAAACAGGCUCACGGCCGCACGGAUGGAGAAUGAAGCAGGCCGUGGGGCAGAAAGAAGGGCUCGAGACAUUUAUCCUGCUUCUCCGACCGAAGAACUUCAGGGAGAGGAACAGGAGGAAGAGGAGGAGGAAGAACCGGCCCUGGAGGAACAGGCUGGUGAGCAGUACCCUGUCGGGAUGGAGGGAAUGGGGGUUGACGGAAAGGGCCGGACCCCUAACCGGAAACCUUGGGAGAAGCCACAGGGAGAGCAGAAGCGGGAGCAGUCCCCAGGCAAGCCAAGAAUUGUGGGCCUGAAGCUACAGAAGACUCAGGAGGACAUAGUAGACUUGGACUCCUUUGUCAAUCAACACUUUAAAGCUAAAGCUCGUAGUGUUGCGUCCAUGUCCAGUGUGGUGCGACAGAGGAGUCUACAAAAGCAGGAUGAUACGGAGGACUUCCAGUUUGAGAGAGAUUGGAGGGUGAAGCGAGAUCUUGGCAAUCAGGAACAGAACCUCGGUGUUGGGGUCAGGAUAGAGCCGUACCCCAGACCCCAAAACAAGCAUUGGAUGUCACUGCUUAGUGUGGGAUUCUCAAGACUAGAUGUGAGCUUGUGUCUCCUGCUGUAUCUUCUCUCUUCCAUGUUUCUGAUAGCCAUGUAUAAGUAUUUUAAAUUGAGGGUUAAACUGCGACGUGCUAAGGUGUCUCUACCUUAGGUGUCACAACGUAAAGGUGGAAUUUCUGUAUAUCAAGUCUAAUAAGCUGUGGCUGUUGCAGAGUUUUGACAGCUUCGGCUGUUUUUAAUUUGAUGGUAAAUAAGAGGGUAUCAUGAAGACAAUUCCUACACCUGUUUCAUGGAUCCUGUAUUUGUCCAUGAAGGACUGCACGUGGUCUGUUUUUUUCUGUCAAAAUUACAUGACCACUUAUUGAAGAAAUGUUACAUUUUUGAGCUAAGGCAGCAAACAUUGUUUUAAAGCAUUAGCAAUUUUGUAUCAUAUUAAUAAAAUUUGAAAUUACGAUGAAAAACUUCUUGUUCUGAAUAUAGACACCAAUUGACUAUUUCAGUGUAGUCUCCUAUGAUGUCUAUUCCUUGUGCCUUUUAUGAUCAAAUAAUUGAUUUUACCCUUCUGUGUUUUAAGAGAUGAAACCGGUCAAAUAAUCAUGAACAUCACUGUUUUCAAAUAUGCAAGAACUAAACUUAUUCUUACUUAAAUGAUGUGAUUUGUUUUACGUAAAAUCCAAUAAAAUUAUUUUUACUAAAAUCUU
Molecule: messenger RNA, 2967 nt
Organism: Triplophysa dalaica
Lineage: Eukaryota; Metazoa; Chordata; Actinopteri; Cypriniformes; Nemacheilidae
Gene: qsox1
Product: quiescin Q6 sulfhydryl oxidase 1
Exons: 12
Coding region: 42-2417 (791 amino acids)
Biological process (GO): protein folding
Cellular component (GO): Golgi membrane
Molecular function (GO): flavin-dependent sulfhydryl oxidase activity; protein disulfide isomerase activity
Source: RefSeq, a predicted model, not a curated record